Pochonia chlamydosporia 170 is the source of this 1215-nucleotide messenger RNA. Its product is annotated as mannan polymerase II complex ANP1 subunit. Gene Ontology annotation, molecular function: alpha-1,6-mannosyltransferase activity. The transcript is spliced from 6 exons. NCBI's taxonomy places the organism in Eukaryota, Fungi, Ascomycota, Sordariomycetes, Hypocreales, Clavicipitaceae. The coding region runs from base 1 to 1215 and encodes 404 amino acids. Gene Ontology annotation, cellular component: mannan polymerase complex. Gene Ontology annotation, biological process: protein N-linked glycosylation; cell wall mannoprotein biosynthetic process. The record is from RefSeq and is a predicted model, not a curated record.
AUGCUUCUUCCUAAAGGAGGUUUGAAUUGGAAAGCCGCCAGAGCACAGCUGCCGCCCACCCGUGUCGUCUGGAAUAUCCUAACGCGGACGCGGUUUUUGCUUCUAAUUGCAGUCACUGGCAUAAUUCUGUUGUUAUGGCGCGGUAUUCGCAGCUCAGCGUCGGAAAUGCAGAGCUUUUACUGCUGGGGUCCGUCAACACCGCCGAUAGAAAUGUCGCAAAACGAGUACGCCCGAUGGAAUGCGCACAUGCAGACGCCCGUCAUCUUUAAUCACCACGCGCCCCUCAAGGUCGAGUCUCCAACGAUACAAAACGUCGACUUGAACCCAAUCAAGUCUACCCGAAAGGCCGUCGCCAACCAAGAGAGAGUCCUUAUCCUCACCCCGCUAAAAGACGCAGCUCCUCACCUUUCCAAGUACUUUGAGCUGCUUGCCAAGCUUUCCUAUCCCCAUAACCUGAUUGACCUUGCCUUCCUUGUCUCUGACUCCAAGGACGACACUCUUGCCGUGCUUGCCGCCGAGCUCGAACGAAUCCAAAAGCGACCGGAUAAUAUCCCAUUCCGAAGUGCUACCGUUGUUCAGAAGGACUUUGGUUAUCACCUUAGCCAGGAUGUUCAACAGAGACACUCGUUUGAGGCCCAGGGUCCUCGCCGCAAGGCCAUGGGUAAAGCCAGAAAUUACUUGCUGGCUACUGCAUUGAAGCCGGAACACUCUUGGGUCUACUGGCGAGAUGUUGAUAUUGUUGAGAGCCCGAAUAAAAUUCUCGAGGACUUCAUUGCUCACGAUAAGGACAUCUUGGUUCCAAACAUUUGGUUCCACAGAUAUGAGAACGGUGUUGAUAUCGAAGGUCGAUUUGAUUAUAAUUCGUGGGUUGAGUCGGACAAAGGCCGCCGGUUGGCCGCUAGCCUGGAUAAGGAUACAGUUCUCGCCGAGGGGUACAAACAAUACGACACCGGCCGCACCUACAUGGCAAAGAUGGGAGACUGGCGAGACGAUCCGCAUGAGGAGAUUGAACUCGAUGGUAUUGGUGGCGUUAACAUUCUUGUUAAGGCCGAUGUUCACCGAUCUGGCAUCAACUUUCCGUCCUAUGCCUUCGAGAAUCAAGCCGAGACAGAAGGAUUUGCCAAGAUGGCGAAGCGAGCGGGCUACCAAGUGGUCGGCCUCCCCAACUAUGUCGUAUGGCACAUCGAUACCGACGAGAAAGGCGGCAACUUAUAA